Messenger RNA from Hordeum vulgare subsp. vulgare (domesticated barley), 1798 nucleotides. Its product is annotated as pentatricopeptide repeat-containing protein At3g13160, mitochondrial-like. Lineage: Eukaryota; Viridiplantae; Streptophyta; Magnoliopsida; Poales; Poaceae. Gene Ontology annotation, molecular function: protein binding. Gene Ontology annotation, cellular component: chloroplast. The record is from RefSeq and is a predicted model, not a curated record. Bases 25 to 1461 code for a protein of 478 amino acids. The transcript has a single exon.
ACCCCCACCGUACGCCGCCUUCACAUGACCACCCCCGCCGCCGCUGCCGCCGCCGCCGCUACCGCCGCCUCCACCCGGGCGAACAGCCUCUCCCGUAUCUUCUCCUCCUCCUCGCCAGUCAUAAGCCCACCCAAGCGCAGUCCCAAGACCAAACGCGCGCCGACGCCGACGCCGACGCCGAAACCGCCCGCCGCCGAUGCCGGCUCCAUCGCGGACGAGAAGCCCCCGAAGCCCGUCGGCGCACAGCCCGCCGCCAAAGCUGAGUCCAACGCCAAGCACAAGCUCCCGAAGCCCCUUGGCAUCAUCCUCAAGGCCCUCAUCCGGCAGCGCGACCCUGAUAAGCUGGUCUCUGACUUCGUCCAAGCGUCAACCGUGUCGUCGCGCUUCCGCGACCGGCACCGCGUGUUCGAGGUGGCGGUGAGCCGGCUCAAUUCCCUCGGCCGCCAAGACGGCAUCGAGGCCAUCAUCGAAGCGCAGAUGCCCUUCCUCGAGACCUCAGCCGAGGGAUUCGCCGCGCGCCUCAUCCGCCUCUACGGCCGUGCCUCCAUGCCAUCCCACGCGGCCGCAACCUUCCAUAAGCUUCCAGCGCAGCAUAAAUCCACCAUGACCUUCAACUCCGUUCUUUCCGCGUACGCCGAUGCCGGAGAUUUUGACGGGCUCACUGCUGCAUUCCAGGAGAUCCCAGCCACCCACCCCUCGAUUGUUCCCACCGUAUACUCUUACAACGUACUCAUCCACGCAUUGUGCCAGAAGCCCGACAUCUCAGCUGCUCUCGACGCUGUCCAUCUCAUGGAGAAGCACGGUAUUCCACCUGACAUUAUUACCUUCAACACGCUAUUGAAUGGGUUUUGCAACAAUGGCCGCGUGCAUGAAGCAGAGACAGUAUGGGAGAUGAUCAAGGAGAGGAAUUUAGAGCCAGACGCCAAGUGCUACAAUGCCAAGCUGCGGGGUUUGGUUGCAGAAGGGAGGAUUGAUGAUGCAGCUGCUGUGCUUGAGAGGUUGGAGAAGGACGGACCAAAACCUGAUACAGUAUCCUACAAUGAGUUGAUUCGAGGAUAUUGCAAAGCCGGGAGGUUACAGGAGGCCAAGAAGCUGUAUGAUGAUUUGGUAAAAAAUGAGUGCACCCCAAAUAAGGGAACAUAUGAGACUCUCCUGCCACAGCUUCUGCAGGCUGGAGAGCUGGAUUGUGCAUUGACGUACUGUUAUAAAAUCUUUAGUGAUAAAAGGAACCUUAGAGUGGAGUGUGGUGUGCUGCAGGAUGUAGUGAAUGCUUUGGUAGAUGUAUCAAGGGUGGAGGAGGCUGCCAAGAUUGUUGUGCUCGGGCGGAAGAAGUACUACCCCCGAAAGGGUUUGAGGAUGCCUGAUAGGACAAAAGACAGUGAAUUAAGAGCUGAAACUGAUGAGGAAGAAGCAAUAUCAGAAGAAGAGGAGUGUGAAGUGGAGCAUGAGACUGAAAAAUAAAAUUCGUAGGUCAGGCUUUUACUGAUGCAUGCCAAAUUUCACCAUGGCCUGUUUUACUCAGUUCCUCUGUUAGCAUGAUAGAACAAAAAGUGCAAGUUAAAGUAGUGGUUAAACUAGUUUAAUAAGGUAUUAGUUAAGCUUGCCCUGUGCUGUGAUACUUAUUGAAAAUCUUUCUAUUCGUUUUAGAAGAGAUCCACAGAAGUCUUUAUUCUUAUCUGCAAUGACUUGCUUGUGCUGAUUUUCCUCGUUGCAUCAAUUUAUCUGUAUGGAUCUAAUAUUUGUGUUUGGAAACAUCCUCCAAAAGUUGUUUACUUUAUGGGUACUUGUACUUUCUGGA